UCGCGUGACAUUUUGUGCGCACGUAAAAAAUAGUAUUUAUCAUGCUCUGAAAUUGAAUGCAUACUAAAAUUGUAUAAAAAGUUCUAGCUUUUAUAAUGUUAUAAGUAUUAUUACUAAACAAUGUCUGCUUUUGUGAAAUUUGAACAUAUUUAUACGUGUUACGAAACAUAACCUAUACAUUUUACAUGAUAAAAACAUUCGUUUACUAAGAAAGGGGAAAAGAAACAAAAAAUAAAACGCCAAAAUGCCGAAUCAGAGGCCAAACCCGAUGAGGACACCAUUCUACCCAAACGAAUGUUUCAUCUGCAAAUCAACAAAAGACCUUCGCCGAUGCGGCCAGUGUCAAAUGAUUUCCUACUGUGGAGAGACCCACCAAAAGGAUCACUGGGAGGAACACAGGGCAGUCUGCAAAAUAAUAGCUGAUAUACUCAAACGCAAAAAAGUCUCCCACCUCUUUGAAAAUCUUCGCUAUGCCGAUCAAAAAGUAUGGAAAGAGGAGAGAGAAAAUGCUCGAAGACAGGUUCAACAUCGACUCCCGCGGCCUCUUCUUGAAUGGGAAUAUCAGAUGCUCCUCUUUCCUCGAGCCUGUAACGUUUGCCACGAAGCCAAACAGCAAAAUCUGAUCAACUGUCCCUCCUGUCCCUCCGCGACUUUCUGCGAAGAUCACAAAGACACCACGCGUCACAGCAUCAAUUGCUUUCAGCUAAAAACCACCCACGACCUGGAACUCGCUCUCGACGAGACGACAUUCAAAUCCGUGAUAGCCACCGCAAUUCUCGUCAUCGAUCGCACAUUCAUCACCUCGAAAAUCGAAGCUUUGCCAAAAUCGAUGAAGGAAUUGAUACUGCAUUGUCCCCAGCCUCCCGUGAAAACACCCGAGGAAUUGAAAAUCUACGCCUCCGAAUUGUUAACGAUCGCCUUGACUCUCUUUAACGCUCUCCAAAAGGCCAAAGUACCCGCAACUUCCAGACUCAUUGUCCACGUAGGCGGGGUCAAGUCGCAAAAGGACAAUCCGAAAUUCUGGGAGAUAGUUUUGCACCUUUUGCCGAAUCUGCAGUUUCUGAAAAUCGUGAUUGUCGAUGAUGAUCAGCACGCGAGAAUGGAAUCGCACCUCUGCGAGAACUGCAAGGCGAACAAUAAAGUGGUCCAGUUUGAAACGGUGCCUCUUUCUUACAAGGCGUAUUUAAAACACAAAACUUACGAGAAACCGAACAUGCUUGUAUUUUAUAAUGUGAAUCCGCCGGAGGAACGAGAAUUGCCGAAGGAAGUUUGGAAGUCGUCGCUUUUAGCCUGGGGUUCAGCCUCCUGUCCCCUCGUUUUGACGACCGUCACCGACGCAAAGUCCAAGGGAAUCAAUGAGAUUUUGAAGUCGACCUUUGCCAGGACUGUGAUUUAUUAUGACGGGGUUAAUGAAUUUGCGAGUUUGAAGCCGAAACGGGAAUGGGAACUGAACGGCAUCUAUCGGGAGAAUCAGUUCAUGAUUAUUUUAGAUGUGUUGAAUGAUAAGAAUGAUAAGAUUCCGGCACUUAAUGGUAAAAUUGAGAAGACAUCUCUUCAGAAUAAAGGGGAGAAGGUGGAUGGAAUUAAAAAUACAGCCGAGAGUGAAGCGAAUUCCGGGCAAAAGAAAGUGGGGAAAGUAGAGCCGAUUGAAAAUGUAAUUGAGGAAGCAGAAAUAAUGGGAGAUUCGGCGGAAAAGAGAGCAGAGAAUAUACAAAUCACGAUGGAGGAUCGCGCGUUGGAAGACUAUGAGGAUUGGAAUUAUUAUUAUUCGAAUUCUUGUCAGAUUUGUCAUCUGAAUUUGAAAAAUAUGACCUGCAGUCGUUGUAAAAUGGUGAUGUAUUGUGAAGAAGAGCAUCGCAAGGAACAUUGGCCGGAGCAUAAAGAUUUGUGUAAAGCAAUUUUGAGCACAUUGAGGGAAACUGGCGCGACAACUCUUUUUGAUAAAUUGAAAACGGAUGAUAUGGAGGCCUGGGCGAAAGCAAAAAUUGGCGUGAUGCUGAAAAUUCAGAAGAAAGUUGGAAGAAAACUUUUAGAUUAUGAGAAGCAAAUGUUUCUCUUUCCAAAAACAUGCUUUGUUUGUCACGAAAGUGAUUUAAGUGUUGUGAGAACUUGCCAUUGUGGGAUAACUCUCUGUAAACAGCACAAGAAAAGCCUAAAACACAAUAUUCUCUGUAAUGAUUUUCAACAAGCUGCCAUGCUUGCUCAUAUAAUGCUCCUAAUUAGGCCUCAUCCCUGUCCGAAUAUAAUAGUCGACAAUAUGACGAAAAUUUCCAUGAAAACUAUACCAGUCCAACGAAAAACUAAAAAAUUGCCGCCUUCAAUGAAGGAAUUUAUAACUUCCUACAUAAGAUUAUCUAAAGAAUUUAUCGGGGCAAGUGGAAAAUAUCGUGUUCAUGUCACUUCCGAAUUUUUUUCCCGGCCCCUAACUCUCCUUUACGCAAUUCAAAAACUAAAUUUGAUCUCUGCCGCACAUCUUAGCAUUCAUGUAAUCGGCAGCACUAACGAGGAAUUUCGAUUCGUCGAUUAUUGGGAAGUGAUUUUGCACUGGCUUCCAAAUUUAAAACAAAUAAAGGUGAAUUUUGUCGGACCGGAAAUUAAUUCACUCGCAGCAACCGGUAUUUUACCCUGUCAAUCUUGUGAGUCGAUGGGCAAACAAAUUUGCCUCGGUACCAAAGAUCCCACAAAAUACCAUGAGUAUUACGAGAGCGAUCGCUUUUCAAAACCGGAUAUCAUUAUCGGCUAUAAUCUCAAUUUGCACGAGAGCGAACUUGGAAUUUCGGAUUGUACCUGGAAAGAGACGAUUAGAACUUUAAAGAAACUGGAGGCUCCGUUUAUAUUGACGGCAGAAACCAAGGAACGAGCGCUCAAAGAUCACAAGAGAUUUUCCGAUCUUCUCGAAAAACCGGCCUCUUACGAGUGCUGCGAAGAAAAUCCUUUUGCGAGUUUAAUUAUUGAGCGGGAUUUUGAAACGGAAGAGCUCAAGUGCCCGAAUAAGUAUAUUAUUAUUUACAAAGAAUUGUAUGAGAAAUCGACGGAAUCUGAUGAAGUGAAGGUCACUUCUGUCGAGAAGACUUCGCCUCGACAGAAUCAGUGGAAAGUCAGGCAAAUCAAUGGCCAAUUGGAAAUUCAGCUCGUGGGUGGCGAGAAUGAUAAAAUUGGGAAGAAAAAAUCCGAGGCUUCAGUCGAUUCUUCCGAGAAUAAAUCAGUCGUUGAGAAGAAGGAAGAGAAUAAGGAAACGGGGACGAGUCUAGGGGCAAUUAAAGAAGGAAAUAAAUCGGUUCAAGUUUUUGAGUUUAAGGGAAAAUCGGGAAUUGAUACUCCCAAACCAGAAAAUGAGGGCAUUUUUGAAAAAGGUCGACAGAUGGCGGCUUUCCGAGGACUUCUCAAUCCCGAAGUAAAAAAAGAAUCUCCUCAGUCUUUGCAAGUUAAGGAGAAAGUGGAAAACGAGUCGAAAAAGAAACCAGGAAAUUCGAGAGCUAAAAUAAAUUUAGAAAGUGUGAGAUUAAAAGUGAAAUCGGACAAUUCGGAUAAAUCGGAUAAGUAUAUUACAGUUAAUGUGGAGUUGGAAUUAGAGCCGAAAAAGAAAGGGGGAAAUGAGUCGAAAAUUAAAUUGGGAAAUGCGGAAUCUAAAAGAGAAUUGGAAGAUGUUAAAGUUGAAGAGAAAAAACAUUUGGAGUCGAAAGUAGAAUUGAAAGUGAAAGCAGAAAACGAGCCUGAUAGAAAAUCGGAAAAUACGGAAUGUAAGAGAAAAUUAGAAAAUGUGGAGUCUAAAACAGAAGGGGAAAAUACAGAAUUUAAAGGGAAUUUAGAUACGGUUGAAAAUUCAAAGUCUGCUGAUGAAGGAAUGUUGAUAGAAAAUUUAUUGCUUGCGGAAAAAAAACUUAGGGAUGAGAAUGAAAAGCUUAAGAGAGACAAUGAUAAACUGAUGGAGGAAAAUGUGAAAUUGAAGCAGGAAAAUGGACAACUCAGGACGGAAAAUCAAUUAAUUAAGGAUCUUCGGAGCCAAGUGCAAGAAAGCAUUCGAGAAGCGAUGAGUCAGAAAAAAUAGUUCUAUUUUUGUACGAGAGGUAUUCGCCGUGAGCCGCCGAUUGGAGGGGAUAGACGAAACGAUGCCAGCGCGCGGGGUGGCGAGUAAUGAGUUUAGCGGGCGUGUGUUUUGAUUACAUUUCAUAUGCAUUUCAGUAGGCAGUAUGUGGAAUUAUACAUGUUGUGUUGUGAAUUCUAAGAAUAAUGGUAAAACGAAGGAUUGCAAAUUUUAUAAAUUUCAUAAAGCAUCACAUAAAAUACUACAAAGAAAUAAGUGGAUAGCUGCUGUAAAGAGGAAAAACAUAACUUCGAUUUCAAGCGUCUUUGUAACUCUGAACAUUUAUUUAAAAACAAAAAUUAAAAAUGUACCAGUUUGUCAAAAAUUGGUUUUCUAAAUUGCCAAGUUUUUUAGUAAAUCGGCUACUAAAUUUUAAAUUGAAAAUUUUACAUCAAAAUUUUAUUAUUUUACUUAAAAAUGAAACAUUUUCAAAGUCAAAACAAUUAAAAUAGCGAAGUGGAAAGUUCUCAUCUCUUUGGCAUUUUGAUGAAUCAAGGCUUUCUAUUUAAAAAUAUCCAGUUUGAAACAUUUGAGUUAUAUUUGCUCGUUUUA
Belonocnema kinseyi is the source of this 4636-nucleotide messenger RNA. RefSeq lists its product as uncharacterized. Gene Ontology annotation, cellular component: extrinsic component of mitochondrial inner membrane. The transcript has 3 exons. The coding region runs from base 245 to 4048 and encodes 1267 amino acids. NCBI's taxonomy places the organism in Eukaryota, Metazoa, Arthropoda, Insecta, Hymenoptera, Cynipidae. The record is from RefSeq and is a predicted model, not a curated record.